This is a messenger RNA of Mycena citricolor, 1698 nucleotides long. Lineage: Eukaryota; Fungi; Basidiomycota; Agaricomycetes; Agaricales; Mycenaceae. The record is from the annotation of a GenBank genome assembly.
GUCGUCCGUUCUCGCGCAGUUAUCCAAUGUCCGCAUACGCAGCCGAAGCGGGAGGUCUCCCAGCGCCGACGUCGGCGUCAUCCUCCUCGGCGCCGCGUAUCCCGGUCAUAUUUCGUCGGUUGCAUCGUUUCCAACAGAUGGCAAGUCAACGUGCUACAUACUUGUGCGGUGGCGGAUAUGUAUUCAUCUUGUCUGCAGGAUUUCGAGCUCGCGGCUUGGCAACUAACGUACUUGUGUAUUGCGCCCCGUCGCGUAUACCGAAAUGUGUACUUCCAUAAGCGUGCGUCACUGCACGCAUCCAGCGCGCGUUUCCGUGAAUAACCGGACGACUAGAAACUAAAAACACCUGGGCACGCGACGACCCUGCAAUUCUUCUAUUGCUUUCCGCGUGUCUCUGUGUAUCUGCCAUCGCGUGGUCGCUAGUCUACUCCCUCAGCAUUGCGCAAGCGCUUCGAUUGGCAGUUCUCAUGAUCCUACGCGACUUUCUGCUAUCUGGAGUGGUCGUUUCGACAAUAUUAUGGCAAACAUCAAAGACGUUCCUUCUUCCUUCCACUCCUCCCGCACCGACUCCAUCAUUCACUGGCGCGCGAUUCCCGCCUCCAACCCCUCGGCAUGAAACAGUAGAGUGGGCAUACACGUUUGACGUGCAUACAAACGCCUUCUUUCCGUUAUACCUAACGCUCUAUCUAGCCCAGCUCUUUCUUCUGCCUGUCAUCCAGAAGAAUAACUGGCUAUGUCUAUGGGUUGGGAACACAUUAUACCUUGCUGGGUUCGCUCAAUACAUAUACGGCACAUACCUCGGGCUGUCUGCUCUCCCUUAUCUGGCACACACGACUUUACUGUUAGCUCCGCUGCUGCCCCUUGGGGCAGCCUAUGUCGUGUCGCUGAUAGGCUUCCGCGUUGCCCCGUGGUUUCUUGCUGUGUACUUUGCUUCCUCAUAAACAGUAGAUAUGCCAUAAUACUAUUUAUAAGAGUAAUCACAAGCGCAAUUGGGGCAAACAUAGGUAGAUAGAGAUUAUUAUGUACAGGCAAGGAAUGGGCCGAGCGCAGCUCGAGCUCAUUGUAAGUGGUCCCACACUGUAGAGAUCAACUGCUCGAGAUGGGACAUGGCAAUCUCAUCUUCAUCUCCACGGAAUAGCCUCCACGGCGGAACAACAGUUCCCGAGAUACGAUCGAACUUGCGCAAAACCGAAUCCAAGUUGCGCCGUUCUGCGUGGGUCACGUAAGCAGCGGCCAGGAGGAGACCCUCGAGUGCCAGCUGUCGGUCCCGGGGGACAACAAACAAGACACGCUUGCGUGCGUCGGGAGCAAAGGGAUGUGGGCGGAGGAAGUCGAGGACAGACUGGAUGUGCCUGCGCUGUAGUACGACAGGAGUGACGAGAAAUUCAGAUUGGUCGUCGUCAAAGGGAGGAUCCGAGAGAAGAUGUGCAACAUCGAGAAGCUCGGACGACGGAAGGACAGAUUGCGUCGCAAGGAGAUCCGAGUAAGAAAUCGACGGCCAGGGUUUCUUGCCUCGCAUGUCGAGCAGAGAAUCCUCUAACGUGAUCUCAUCAUCCUCCUUCUCGAAGGCAUUCAAAAAUACGGGAACCGGCUUCCGCCGUACGUAGAGCUUCCGAUGUGGGGUUUUCGAGUGAGAGAAGUCGAUGUGUUGGUGCGUGUCGGCGAUCACAGGCAGGUAAUUCGACAGCUCGCUCAUGA